Molecule: messenger RNA, 1481 nt
Organism: Armigeres subalbatus
Lineage: Eukaryota; Metazoa; Arthropoda; Insecta; Diptera; Culicidae
Gene: Gr63a
Product: gustatory and odorant receptor 24
Exons: 5
Coding region: 1-1344 (447 amino acids)
Biological process (GO): chemosensory behavior; male courtship behavior; sensory perception of taste
Cellular component (GO): axon; dendrite; membrane
Source: RefSeq, a predicted model, not a curated record
AUGGAAAUGAAUCAAGACUCUAUUCAGUAUAUUAAUCUAGAUUCCAAUCGCCAAACUCGAACUGUGUUUCUGGAUGUGAAGCCAAUCUACCAAGAGGAAAAGCGCACAUACGUUGAUGCAUUUAAUAAUCGGAUCGGAUUUCCGCCAAUUUCCGCGAAGUUAGCGUUUGGCUUGGAAAAUGAAUCAAACAGAAAAUCGGAAAUAAUUUACAAUACAACGAAGCCAAUUUACAACGUUCUUCGGAUGCUGGGUGUAUUUCCCUUCUCGAGACCUUCACCCGGGGUGACAAAGUUUGCCUGUGCUAGUCCAGUGAUGGCAUAUUGCAGUAUAUUUUUUAUGACACUUCUGGCUUACGUCAUUUAUAUAACAAUUUUGCGGAUCCAGAUUGUCCGGACGCUAGAAGGUCGCUUCGAAGAAGCCGUCAUUGCCUACCUUUUCAUCAUUAACAUCCUGCCGGUUAUGAUUAUUCCAUUAAUGUGGUACGAAACUCGGAAGGUUUCCAGCUUGCUUAACCAAUGGGAAGAUUUUGAAGCAAUUUAUCGCAGGACUGCGGGUAGAGAACUAGAGUUGUCCUUCAAGUCCAAAGCCCUUUUGAUCGCUAUACUUUUACCCACUGUAUCCUGUUUGGCUGUAAUAAUAACCCACGUGACCAUGGUGGAGUUCCAGCUUCUUCAAGUUAUCCCUUACUGCAUCUUGGACACUUUAACCUACAUGAUGGGAGGCUACUGGUACAUGGCUUGCGAAACACUCAGCAUAACUGCCAACAUUUUGGCGGAAGAUUUCCAAAGGGCGUUAAGACACGUUGGACCUGCAGCAAUGGUCUCGGAGUAUCGUUCGUUAUGGCUUCGUCUGAGCAAACUGGCACGAGGAACGGGAUCUUCAACGUGCUACACGUUCACUUUCCUGUGUGUCUAUUUAUUCUUCAUAAUCACUCUCUCGAUCUACGGCCUAAUGUCGCAAAUCUCGGAAGGAUUCGGUAUCAAGGACAUCGGUUUGGCAGUAACGGCGUUCUGCAGCGUAGCGUUGCUGUUUUUCAUCUGCGACGAAGCUCACCACGCGUCCUUCAACGUUCGAACCAAUUUCCAGAAGAAGCUACUGAUGGCCGAACUCAGUUGGAUGAAUUCCGAUGCGCAAACCGAAAUCAAUAUGUUUCUGAGGGCAACCGAGAUGAAUCCGUCCAAUAUCAAUUUGGGUGGAUUUUUCGAUGUCAAUCGCACACUGUUCAAAUCGCUUCUAGCAACCAUGGUAACCUAUUUAGUGGUUCUGCUGCAGUUUCAAAUCAGUAUUCCGGAUGACUCAAGUUUGCUAGUGAUGCAUAAUAUGACGAGUUCAUUACGAGAUUAGAAAUAUGUCUUAUCAUUCAAAACAAAGUAUGUAAGUUAAGUAUUACAUUGUUUUAUAAAAAAAUUAUCAUCAAAUUUUCAGUUCUAAUUUAUCGCAAAUGGUAUACAAUAUUCCUUAAAUUAGUGUCUAAAAUAAAA